This is a messenger RNA of Stegastes partitus (bicolor damselfish), 2213 nucleotides long. RefSeq names its product chemokine-like receptor 1 (gene cmklr1). The transcript has 2 exons. The record is from RefSeq and is a predicted model, not a curated record. Gene Ontology annotation, molecular function: complement receptor activity; G protein-coupled receptor activity. Lineage: Eukaryota; Metazoa; Chordata; Actinopteri; Pomacentridae. Gene Ontology annotation, cellular component: plasma membrane. Gene Ontology annotation, biological process: positive regulation of cytosolic calcium ion concentration; inflammatory response; complement receptor mediated signaling pathway. The coding region runs from base 105 to 1154 and encodes 349 amino acids.
AAGACAUCUCAAAGGAACAGCUCAGCUCUGUUGACAUUCAGCUUUGGACACGUUGAAGUCAACAGCAGUGGAGAGUCUGUGCUGCAGAACGUUUCAAAGGCAAGAUGGACAUGCCAGAUGAUUACUACGUGGACUUUGCCAACUACAGCUCUUAUGACGGCGAGGAAAAUUAUACUACAUCGACGGAAGCAGUUUUUCGCCACAAAUCAACAUGUUUAAGUGAAGUCUUGUGUGUGCUUUUACUUGUAAUCACUGUGGUCAUUUUUCUGCUGGGCUUUUUUGGGAACGCUUUGGUCAUCUGGAUCUCUGGCUUCAAGAUGAAGAAGACGGUCAACACCACCUGGUACCUGAGCCUGGCGAUCUCUGACUUUGUCUUCUGCGCCUUCCUCCCACUAAGCAUCACCAACACGGCGAUGGAAGAGUGGAUCUUUGGCCGCUUCAUGUGCAAGUUUGCCCCUUCUGUGAUGUUCCUCAACAUGUUCAGCAGCAUCUUCCUCCUCGUCAUCAUCAGCGUGGACCGCUGUGUUUCCGUCGUGUUUCCCGUCUGGGCCCAGAACCAGCGCACAGUUCAAAAGGCCUCAGUUGUGGUCGCCCUGGCCUGGCUUUUCGCCAUUGGACUGAGCAUUCCCUCUGCGAUCUUUCGGGAUGUUGGCAGCCACCUUGGUAGGACCAUUUGCUUCAACAACUACACAAUAAUUCAACACAGUCACAAGAUAGUCGCACUGAGCCGCUUCUUUGCAGGCUUCGUCGUCCCCUUCGUCAUCAUUUCCAUCUGCUACUCCAUCAUCUUCCUCAAACUUCAAACCAACAGGAUGACAAAAUCCUCUAAACCCUUCAAAGUGAUGAGUGCGCUCAUUGCUGCUUUCUUCAUCUGCUGGCUGCCCUACCACGUCUUCGUCCUCCUCGAGCUGAACCACCAAAACUACGACCACAGCGUGUUGACCGCAGGACUCAAAGUAGGCACUUCUAUGGCAGCGGCAAACAGUUUCCUCAACCCUGUGCUGUAUGUCUUCAUGGGCAACGACUUCAAGCAGAAGUUCAAGAGCUCAGUGCUGUCAAAGAUGGAGAACGCAAUGGCGGAUGAAGGCCGCACCACCAGCCGGUACCUGUCCAGGUCCAGCUCCAUGGACGGCAGAGCUUCUACACACAUAUAGAGGUGCAGACGCUACUCGAAAACUGUUUCACAAAGUGCGCUCACUGGAAAAACCAAAAUACACCAAGUAUGCAAUAAAUAAUACAAGAUAUGAGAUAUGUGUUUUUGCUUGUAAAAAAAAAAAUCCAUAAAUGAAAUUUGUAUAGAUUUUGCUGUAAAAUGAUCCACAAGCUUUAGUCUCAAAAACACAUAAUGUGGCUGAAAAACACGAGCCAGUAUGUAAAUGUGUCUCACACCAGAGAGUGGGUGACAUCCGUCUCAGUUGUAAAAUAAAAGGUUUGUAAAAUACAAGACAUAUUUUUCUGAUAAUAAAUGCACAAAAUGUAUUGUUGCUAUAUUAAGUGUUGUAUAAAAAUAUAUUCCUUGGACACUUUCACAAAAGCAAUUUCUGUGUAUUUGCGAUCAUGCGUGGUGGCAGCAUCACAUUUCACAAACAAUUUGUUGCUUGCUUGAAGACAAAUGUGCAAAUGUGAGUCUUGCAGGGCUUGUGCAUUCUCAUGCAUAGAUUACGAGUCUGGUGUUUGUUUCGUCUGUGAAACACAUGUAGGAAGAGAGGAAAUAUUCUAAUGUUGAAAUUUAGUAGAACAAGCUGGAGGCUUUUUUUGCAAGGAGAUUGUAAAUGUGAAUAUUUGCUUAUUUGGGUAGAAAUGAUUGCUGUAAAAUGUUCAUUUGCUUUCUUGACUUCUUAAGUAAACUGAUAAACACAACAAUACACAAAUGGAAAUAAACCAAGGAUAACAUGCUCAAUGAGAAGCCUCACUAUUUCGUUGUUGUUCAUCUAAUACCUCAAAAAGCCCCAUGCCCGAAAAGGGAUGUUCUGUGGUUUUGUUUGUGUUGCAACUUCUAUGUAAAUCCGACUCCGUGGAAGUUUACUGUGGGCGUUUUUACGCCUCCGUCACCCCUCUGCUUACUCUGGUCAGUUUUGGUCUGUUGUUUAUCUCACUAGCAACUAUAUAACCAGUUGUUAUUAACAAACACUGUUGACGAAUAGACGUGCAAUUUUGUAAUUUCAUGUAUGAAGGUUGUAAAUGUGGUCUGUGCAAUAAAUGUUUGAAUGAUA